AUGGCGACGGAGGUGGAGACCCUGCUGCACGAUGUCCUGCUCUUCAUGCAGCAGCUGCUGCGCCUGGAGCUGCCCCAGCUGGCCGAGCUGGCCGAGACGGGCGUCUCGCAGGACGCGCUGCGCGGCCUGGUGGCGCGGCUGCAGCAGGCCGACACGGCGUUCCGGCCCUCCUACAUGGACAUGAAGGGCACGCUGCAGAGGCCGCCCCGCGCGCUCGGCGGCGACGGCGCGGCCCCCUGCUACGACCCCUGCUGCGCCGUGUACACGGCCCGCCGCCGCCAGGGCCCCGCCUUGGAGCUGUGCUGCCCUGGCAGGAAGACUCACGAGCUGUGGGUGUCUGACGACGCGGAGGCCCAGUCCUGGGUCGACGCGCUGCGCCGCGCCUCCCAGGACACCCCCUGGCCGUCGCCACCCUCGCCAUCGACGCCGACCUCUCGCGCCGACGAGUCCCCCGUGCUGACCGCCGGCAGCGUGGCCGCGGCCCUGGACGCGGACGACGCCAAGCUCCACUCCGGCUCCAGGUCACGGUCGCAGUCCCGGGCCGGCUCCGCCGAGGUGACGGACUGCUUGGCGGCCGCGGCGUCGCUGCUCCCCGGCCUCGCAGACCAGCCCCCGCCGCCGCCGCUGACGCCGCCCCCCGAGCUGCCCCCGGGCCUGGACGACGACCAGCAGCAGGAGUACGAGUCCAUGCUGUCCGGCGGCGAGGACAUCUACCACGACAUCGCGCCGCCCGAGAGGGACGGGCCGAGCUACGCCAACGGCUACGCCAACGGCGCGGACUUCGCCGUCGGCCCAAGCUACGCCAACCUGAGCGUGGCGUCCGCCACCGCCAGGGCGUCCCCGGUGGAGGUCCAGGACGACGCCGACCUCCUGGCCCGGCCCCUCUACGACGACGUGGCGGCGCGGCCCCCAGCCCCGCACUACUGCAACCUGGCGGCGGGGAAGGCCGCGGAGGCCGACGCGGAGAACCUGUACGACGACAUCGGCAUCGGCCCCAGCGAGGGCAGGGCCUCCGUGUACGAGUUCAUCCAGGACCCCGUCAGUCAGGCCCACCUCGGACAAAGCAUUCGCUGCUCGUAGCGCCGCGUAGCGCCGCGUAGCGCCUCACAGUGGGCCAGACGACCGGCGGAGGCGGCCAAAACUCUUG
Thrips palmi is the source of this 1147-nucleotide messenger RNA. RefSeq lists its product as uncharacterized. Bases 1 to 1080 code for a protein of 359 amino acids. The transcript has 5 exons. Lineage: Eukaryota; Metazoa; Arthropoda; Insecta; Thysanoptera; Thripidae. The record is from RefSeq and is a predicted model, not a curated record.